GCAGAUGUUUCUGCCAAACUGGACAAGAUGUUGGGGUAUCUAGAGGUAUUGAGUGAGGCCUGGCUGGAGGAACGCCAAGCCAGCUGGGGUCACGAUGUGGCCCCGAGUGCCAUGCGGUCAGGGUUUCGAGAGUUUGCGCGCGACAUGGUUACCCACGUUGGUGCCGAAGUCAGGCGGUUGAGAGAUAACGUGGGGAGGUUCUGUGAAGGCGCCAUUGAGGGUGCCAAAGCAGUAGCCACCGUUGAGAGCGAGGCCAGACCCCGCAAGGACCCAGUUAAGCUUAAGUUCCCGGACGCGUACGGCGGGAAGCCAGAGGAGAAUUUCGAUAACUGGGAGGCUAGAGUAAACAAUUAUGUUUACUUACAGCAUAUCGUACAGGAUGAUCAGGUCCUUGUAGCCUUCCAAGCCCUCAAGGAGGAAGCGGCUAGUUUUGCUUGGUCUCUCGCGCGCGCGGGCGGUUGCGAAAACAACAUGGUCGCUUAUUCCAAAGUCACCCCCCUCCCUCAAUUCUUCAAGCUCCUUAGGGAGCGGUUUGCUGAUCUUCGCAGGGGCGUGAGAGCCUCUAACAAACUCCAAACCAUCCACUCACGGCAGUGGAGGAGUGUCAGGGCACUCAAAGCCGUUAUGGACGACCUGGUGGCCGUCCAGGACCAUGGGGUGACUGAGUCCCAAGUGGUCCACCUUUUCUAUCGUGCCAUGCCAGAGCCCUUACGAGGGCAUUUCUUUGACAAGAGCCAACAGCCCACUAUGACGUAUGAUGUCCUGAGUAGAGAUGUGGUGUUGUUCGAGGCAAAGUCCAUGCCUGUUUCCACUUUCUGGCAUAAGGACUUAGACAAGGGGAAAAAGUGGAAAGGGCGUACCAUCUCAGGCCAGGUGAGGGCCAAGGAUCACAUGAUCCUUACAUUGGAGGAAGGUGGUGCUGAUGAGGUCCCGUAUAGUCAGAUUGAGUGGGGCCUCGAGGAGGAGGACAGUAGCGUGGGACAGGGGAGGUCCUAUGCUGCUGUCGCGGCUGGAGGGAGGCCGCAAGGUAGAGGAGGAGGCCAGGGCCAAAGGGGCCAGGCCAUGGGAGGCCGAGGAUCAGGUGCACAGGGGGUUGGCGGUCAAGGGAACCGUCAAGCGGGAGGCAGGGGUCAAGGUCCCCCACUGAAUCGCCAAGGUUCUAGUCGGUUCCCACAGCGACGAGGUGGCAGGUCACCUCAAAGGUCAGGAGGUUGGCACCCAGGCUGGCCACAAGGCCGGCCUUGGGAAGAUUUGGGCCUGGACCAGAAAAUUUGGCAGCAACGGAUGGAGUAGGGGCAGUGCUUUUAUUGUGGUGACCUUGCCCACAUCAUAAAAUAUUGUCCCAAGUAUAGACAGGCCCGUUGGGCUGCCCAAGAGUCAAAAGGCAGCCAUCGG
Molecule: messenger RNA, 1395 nt
Organism: Chara braunii
Lineage: Eukaryota; Viridiplantae; Streptophyta; Charophyceae; Charales; Characeae
Source: the annotation of a GenBank genome assembly